Messenger RNA from Talaromyces amestolkiae, 720 nucleotides. RefSeq lists its product as uncharacterized. The record is from RefSeq and is a predicted model, not a curated record. The transcript has a single exon. The coding region runs from base 1 to 720 and encodes 239 amino acids. Lineage: Eukaryota; Fungi; Ascomycota; Eurotiomycetes; Eurotiales; Trichocomaceae.
AUGGCAGCAAAAAUCCUACCCAUCAAACUCUACGGAGGCGUCCUCGGUCCCAACCCCCUCAAAGUCGGUCUGGUUCUGACCGCGCUCGAGAUUCCCUUUGAGAGCAUUCUUAUCCCCAUGGAUCAGCUGAAGACCCCCGAGUACGAAGCAAUCAACCCCAAUGGUCGGCUUCCAUCCAUCCACGACCCAAACACCAACUUCACAAUCUGGGAGAGCGGCGCCAUCAUCGAGUAUCUGAUUGAACGCUACGACACCGAAGAGCCGCGCAAAUUCAGUUUCCCUCCGGGAAGCGCAGAAGCGCAACUCGCUCGCUCCUUUCUGUAUUUGCAGACUACCGGUCAAGGUCCAUACUAUGGUCAGGCGUAUUGGUUUAAGGUCUUCCACCAGGAAAAGGUUCCCUCCGCUAUUGAGCGCUACGUCAAUGAAAUCAAGCGCGUCACUGGCGUGCUCGAUAAGUGGCUAGCCGAGCAAAAGGAAAUUCAUAAAAACGACAUCCAGGACGGCCCCUGGCUGGUCGGAAAUAAGUUCUCAUUCGCCGAUGUAGCGUUUAUCUCCUGGCAGAAAAUCGCGCAGGCGAACCAUGCUGAGGAUGGGUUUGAUGUGAAUGCUUUCCCGCAUGCAAAGGAUUGGUUCGAGCGUAUGACGUCGAAGGAGGAACUCAAGGCGGUGUUGGAUACGUAUGAUGCCGAGAUGGCGAAAAGGAGGCAGGCAAGGAAGUAG